Molecule: messenger RNA, 1059 nt
Organism: Frankliniella occidentalis (western flower thrips)
Lineage: Eukaryota; Metazoa; Arthropoda; Insecta; Thysanoptera; Thripidae
Exons: 4
Coding region: 1-798 (265 amino acids)
Source: RefSeq, a predicted model, not a curated record
AUGAGUACUACAACACCACAAUAUGUUUUGGUGUAUUGGACGUCUAGCAAGGCCUUUACCGUAUGGUCCAAGGAAUCCAUGGGUAAACUCAAAAGCAAGGCCAAGAAGGGGGAGAAUGUUGAGGUGCUAGAAGGGCAAGAAGGAUGGGUGGUGUGGCCUAAGGACAAAUCUGUCCAUCACUGUCAAAUUCUUCGACUUAGCAGGGACAAGAACUAUCUUGAAGGAUUUACAGUUCUGGAGGACGGAACAGUUCUCCCUCCCAAGAAGCCCUUGCCACCAAAUGCGAUCAAGGCCAAGAAGCUGGACCUAACUCGGAGGAAAAGGAAAGAGAAUGUAAUUCUCAGACAAAGUUCUGAUUUGAAAACUCAAGAACUGUUAAGCUAUAUUGACAAAUCUGGAGUGGAAUCAGUGUUGAAUGGCAAUCAUAAAAGUUCAGGUCAUUCCACAUCAGCAGCAGUAGGUGCAUGGGAUCAAGCAAUGCUGCAGGCUGAUAAUGGACCAGAGUCGCAUACUUCCAUUGUCAAGAGCAAAUUCAAAUCUAGUAAGAGCCACUCUGACCGACCGAAGAGCAGCAGAGCAGCAAAGCCUUCCAAAGUUUCAGAAAACCAGGAGGCAGUAUCAAAGCAACCAACCCCAAGGAAUUCCAUUGCAGUGGAGAGCAGGGUGAGUGCACCAGUUGAGGUGCCCAGUGAAGUGGAGCCUUUUGAGCCUGUGAAAGUGACGGAAGCUAGCUCAAGUAGAGAGACAGAGCGGUGCUCAUUUUGCUUGAAAAGGCAGAGUUUUCCCCCAGGUAUGUAGUUAAUCAUUCACAAUGAAAUUUAAAUCAAAUUUUGUUAAAAUACCUUAAAAUUCAUUAGACACUAAUUUGUUAGAGGCCUAUCCCCACAAAUAAUUAUUGCUUUAUUUUCUAUUCUACUAUCAGUGCCCAAGGAAUUUAUAGGAACUAUGCGCUCAAUUCUGGAAUGGUUCCAUAACAAUGAGGCAGAGGAGGUCGAUGAGAUGCAGGGCUCUACAAACUUCAUGGACGGUGGAAGUUAUCAAGAAGCAGCAUAUGGAAAG